CUGCGAGGGGGCAGAGGGGAGUGAAGGAUGGCAGAGAGGGCUGGAGGGUGGCAGAGGGGGCUGCGGGAGGGCAGAGGGGCUGCGGGAGGGCAGAGGGGCUCCAGGCCCCGUGUGUGUGACCUGCCGCGGGCAGGGCGCGGUGCGGAGCCUCCCCUCGCGCUGUCCCGGCCGUGCGCAUCCCUGUGCCGGGCUGUGCGCGGCGCGGGGCGGAGGGAGAGGCCCGGCCCCCGGCCGGCCCAGCCCGGCGCUGCCGGACACCCUCCCGGCCCGCCCGCCCCGCGGGACCGGCCCGCCGCCGCCCCGCCCGCCGCAGCUCCCGCCGCUGAAUUUGCUCCGGUCCCUUAAUUGUUUCGCUCUCAUCGAGAACUUUGUUUACAGUCCCUUGUGCGGGCGAGCUGCAUCCCCUCUUAUGCUGGCUGCGGGCUGGUGGCCGCCGCAGUCCCGCCCGGCGGCCGGGAGGAAACUUCCAUGCUAGAAUAUUGUCACCACCAGUUCAUCAUUCAGCAGUAUCUGAUGCUUCAAAGACUUGAGCAGCUCUUUCUGCCUUGAAUUGCCAUAUAAGACAUCUUCAGCACUCUUUUACCAUGGAUUUCUCCUGGAUCUGCGCAGCACGAGCUCAGCAGAGCCUGCUCUAGCCUAAGAACGGGCCAAGCCAAGACAAUCAAGAUGACAAACGAACCUAUCAAAGAGAUCCUGGGCACCCCAAAGCACCCUGAUUCUGCACCCACAGAGAAGAGUAACAACAAUGACUGUGUGAUAACCACCAUUCCUCUGGUCAGUGAGUGCCAGCUGACGGCAGCCACGGGGGGAGCAGAGCUCUCCUGCUACCGCUGCACCAUUCCCUUCGGCGUGGUCAUCCUGAUAGCCGGCAUCGUGGUCACCGCCGUGGCAUACAUCUUCAACUCCCAUGGAUCCAUCAUCUCUGUCUUUGGGCUGGUCCUCUUGUCCUCGGGACUCGUUCUGCUGGCUUCCAGCGCCGUGUGCUGGAAGAUCAGGCAGCACAAGAAGAAAGCAAAGAGGCGGGAGAGCCAGACAGCGCUCGUGGCAAACCAGCGAACCUUGUUCGGUUAAAGGCAGCCAAGAGAAGGCUGGACAGAAGGCAGAACCUUUGUAAGUCAACUUGGCUAUUUAUCAGUAGGAGAGAUUGCAGUUUUUAAUUUAACUGUGGAAACAAACUGAAAUGAAAAUGGAAUGGAUUAAGAAAUACUUGUAGCAACUCUGCAAGUGCUCUCAAUAUAUUUCUUACCGCAGACUUGGUAGUGAUUCUUUCCAAGACAGAGGAAAACCCAUUUUUCCUUCACAGAAAACUGUGUCACAUAAUGCAACCAUGCUAAGUGUGUUCUCCAACUUCUCCAACAUGCUGAUCGUGUUGGAAAGGGAAUGUGUGGGAACUGAGAAAAUAAUUUCAAUUGACUUGAAAUGCCAGAGGUCUCCUUAAAACACUGACAUUUGACCAAGGGAGAAGUCAUAGCAUUUGAAGUGACUACAAGCUUAUGGCCAGAGUAUCUGGGACUUAAACUGUAGCUAAAAAAAAAAAAAAAAAAAAAAGCAAACACAUUGCAAAUUUCUCAAUAAGCUGAUUUUAUAUUUUAUGUAACUUCCCCCUCCCAAUACUUGUGGUACUUUCCCCCUUUUUUAAACUAACUAAUAUUGAUUUUGUUUCACUAUUGAAUAGAAAUCAGUAGAAAUGUGUCAUUAUGUUGUUUAACCUAAAUAACAAGGUAUGAUCAUAGCUUAAAACAUGAGACUUUUUUUGUAAAUUAAAGUGGUUGGGUUUAGCACUUUUGAUUAUUUUGCUAUAAAAUGAAAAAAUAAAUUUCAUUAAAAUAA
Messenger RNA from Pyrgilauda ruficollis (rufous-necked snowfinch), 1830 nucleotides. It is a transcript of the gene TMEM100, whose product is annotated as transmembrane protein 100. NCBI's taxonomy places the organism in Eukaryota, Metazoa, Chordata, Aves, Passeriformes, Passeridae. The record is from RefSeq and is a predicted model, not a curated record. The transcript is spliced from 3 exons. Gene Ontology annotation, biological process: cellular response to BMP stimulus. The coding region runs from base 667 to 1071 and encodes 134 amino acids.